GCACAGCGUUACUUCGACUCAUCAUCGUCCCGUCCCCCAUCUCCCUCACUCAGGCAUGUCCGCAUUAUAAUCCAUGAGACAUGCGGGUCUGCAUGGCUAGGCAUAACUCUUUCCACCUUCAUCAAACUACAUAGGUCAAACUGUGUAUCUCGUCUGUCACGGCGCUGAUCAUCCCUGCUAUUACUACAUGCAACAUGAACAAUAUUCGGCAAGACUCUGGCCCCUCUCCAACUCCCGAGUCAUCGUUUGGAUCUCCUCGCAGGAGAGCGUCAUCUCCCAGGCCCCAUCGCCCAUCAGCUGACGGCCUCCUUUUCAACAAUGAGCGACAGGUACCGCCGCCCAUCUAUCUGAGAAACUCUAGUCCUCGAGGUUUAAGCAGUAGAGGGGAAGUAAAAAUCCAUAUUCCAGCGUGGGGAAUAGCCUUUGUCCGCCCACCCCGGCCUCUCGAGGUUCAUCCUCUAGAGACGACUCCUAAUCACCCAAUACGACCUCCUAGCAAAGAUACGGUGCUGUCAGGUGGCCUCGAGAUCAUCAUGAAAGAGCGCCGGCGAGUGAAAGCCAUUUCAGUUGGAGUCCAAAGUGUCUGUAGGUUGUAUAUGGGUCAGUCGAGAGGCUGGGAAGAAGACGGAAUAUUUGAAAGAGGUGUAGAAGUCUUGAGCGGAGAUGAAGAAGGAAUCUGGCUGGAAAAGGGCAGUCAAUCAUUCAGUUUCUCGAUCCUCCUUCCGGGGACUUUAGCAACGACAGAUUCCCACACAUUUGGCCGCGUAUCUUACAUUAUUACAGCUCGAGUGGAGGGCAUAGAGUCGAGCACCUCAUCUUUUUCCUCUAUCUUCAAAUUCAAAACCCUAUCAAAUUCUUUUCCCUCAUCCACAUCUGGAAUACCCAACAUUGCUGACUUUGAGCGGGUGAUUGCCCGUUCAAACAAGUUCGCUGCCGAUGUAGCACUGGGCAGAGCGAGAAGUGCGUCAAUGUCGAGGAGUGGAACAAGUGAUCGAGUGUCCACUCCGGAGCCCGGCAUAGAUAGGUCUUCGAUCGAUGACCAGGCAGUGAGCGAUGUGAUCGACAGCGGGUCUCCGCCAUUUGAUGGCCUUUAUACUCGACGUCACUCGUCUGACCUCUCUCCAGUGUCGACCCCUUUAUCGCUUAGCUCUUCUCUUCCGGACACGAGUUUUCGCCCCAAUCGCAAUGGUAACACGCAGACAGAAAAGGCUGGCUGGUUAGAGGGCGAUCUGAAAGGGUCACGGGAGUUAUCGAUCUAUGCUGUUUCACCAUCUACUGGAGGAGUCUGUCAACUAGAUGUCAGAAAAGAGGGAAGUGUUGAUGGUCUCGGGUCCUGGAAGUUCAAUGCUGCUGCCGAGGUCUUCUCUGUGUCUUCAGUGAUUCUUCUAUCUAUAUCUAUACCGGCACCUUCUGCGAAAACAACCAUCUUCCUUGCUCGACUUGUUCUCACUCAGUCGUACACAAUUACGUCUCCACGAACGCCUAAUGUGCCUCCUUCAAGCCCAGAAUCACAGCAAAAAUUCGUAUUAUAUCAAGUCGGAAGACAGCACAAACAGGGUGAGGUCGCCCCUGGGAGAAGUGCCGACGCACUUUGGAGAGGCAUAGAGGCAGCAGGUGCAGGAGGUGAAGAAGGGUGGAAGAUCAAGGCUGUCGCGAGAAUACCUGGACAUGACAAAAUUAGACCUACAACGUACGAUGGGACAAUAACCCCCAUCAAGGUAUCGCAUGAGUUGACCCUUCAGCUGUAUUAUUCCAUGGAUGGUUUAUCUGUUACUGGGCAAUGCGUUGAAGGUCCUGGGGCCUUGCGGCUGAUGCAAGUCAGGAUUCCAAUAUUCCUUCCUUCUUGCCACUGCGUCUCCGAUGCCCUCCACUUGCCGACUUAUAAUCGGUCAAAUACUUCGCCUUGGGAAACCAUUGAUGAGUUCAUGGCGUCGCAACCGGAUGACAGGGCUUGUAUGUGCGGUUGGACGUUCGCAGAACUCGGUGAAGCAGCUUUGAGAAAGAUGCGAAUGACGGAGAGAGAUGAGGCCGAAGAACAUUUAAGACAGCUAGCUACUGAAGGGAAUAAAGGACGGCGGGAAGAUUAUGACAAUGGCGAUGCAGUCAUCUAAAUUUAUACCUUUAUAUGGCCCUGAUUUCAGCGGAAAAGCUGUAGCUCAAGGACUCCUUGAACCUCCGGAUCAAGCGAAAGCGGAAGCCAGUAGUAAUACUUCCUUUUGGUUAGUAUUAAAUCAUAGAGGUAACAC
Molecule: messenger RNA, 2246 nt
Organism: Cryptococcus deneoformans JEC21
Lineage: Eukaryota; Fungi; Basidiomycota; Tremellomycetes; Tremellales; Cryptococcaceae
Product: expressed protein
Exons: 5
Coding region: 195-2111 (638 amino acids)
Source: RefSeq, a predicted model, not a curated record